CCACAAAUUAUUUGUCAUAAAAUAUCGAUUUUUCUUUGGUAUUUUAACAUCACUGUAGAGUUGAACCAUCGUUUGUAUCGUGUAUAUAUUCGAUGAUAAAUAAAUAAAAAUAAUACUACGUCUUUAUUGGAAAAAGUAUAAAGUAAUUCCGUGAAUGUAUUUGGCCUCCAGCGCGCAUAUUCGAAUUCGAAUCUAUCUUCCAGGCAAGCGGCUGUCAAUGUUAUUACAUGAAUCGGCCUGAUUGACCUUAGUACCUCUGGCUCUGGAGAGUUCUAUCACUUUAUCAGCGUGAUCUCGAAACCACACCAUAUUACAAGAACACGUCGGUGAAACAUGACUGAGCCAAUUAAUGUUGUGGUUACGGGAGCUGCAGGGCAGAUUGCCUAUUCCCUACUGUAUCAGCUUGCUGCUGGUUCAGUUUUUGGUCCAAACCAGCCAGUCAAUCUUCAUUUGCUGGAUAUUCCAGUCAUGAUGAAGGUUUUGGAUGGUGUAGUUAUGGAACUACAAGACUUGGCUCUUCCUCUUUUAGGAGAUGUCAUACCAACUGCUGACCCAGCUGUAGCUUUUAAGGAUGUUGCUGCUGCCUUUUUGGUCGGGGCAAUGCCCCGAAAGGAAGGAAUGGAACGAAAAGAUUUGCUAGCUGCCAAUGUAGAGAUCUUUAAAGUUCAAGGAGAAGCUUUGGACAAAUAUGCCCGAAAAGAUGUCAAGGUGUUGGUUGUUGGAAAUCCUGCCAACACGAAUGCUCUGAUUUGCUCUCAUUACGCACCAUCCAUUCCAAGAGAAAACUUCACAGCCAUGACUAGACUGGACCAGAAUCGUGCUCAAGCAGCUUUAGCAGCACGAUUGAACGUGAAGGUUGACAAAGUGAAGAAUGUGAUUAUCUGGGGCAAUCACAGUUCAACUCAAUAUCCGGAUGCCGCGCAUGCUACCGUGGCUCUUCCAUCUGGCGUCAAGCCAGUACUUGCGGCUGUAAACGAUGAAAAGUGGUUGAAUACCAGCUUUGUCGAAACAAUUCAGAAACGGGGCGCAGCGGUAAUAGCUGCCAGGAAAAUGUCAUCCGCGAUGUCAGCCGCUAAAGCGGCUGGAGAUCACAUGAGAGAUUGGUGGAUGGGUACGAAUUCAGGAGAAUGGGUCAGCAUGGGCGUCCUAUCUGACGGCAGCUAUGGAAUUCCAAAGGAUAUUGUAUUCUCUUUUCCAGUCGUUGUACAAAACAAACAAUACAAGAUCGUUCAAGGGCUUCCGAUUAACGACUUUGCAAGAUCCAAAUUAACCGCUACAGCCAACGAAUUAGAAGAAGAACGUACAGAAGCGAACAAUGUACUACACAAAAAGUGACUAGGUACUGGAAGCUAUAACUCCGAAGAUCGUUUGACUCGUUCAGCGAAAUUGUAAAGAUUAACGUUACUGUUUUUUGCAUGACACAUAAAUCAUGAUUAAAAUAUAAACUGUGGUUGUCCCAUGAAGUUUUCGUAAAAGGGACACCGCUGAAUCUGAUGUACAUUAUUAAUGGUGUGUGUAGGUUUUAUAUUACGUGGGAUCUAGCGAUACGCAGAUCUUUUCUAAAGGGCAAUGGAAUUGUUAAAUUACGUACGUUUGUAUUCAUAGACUGUAUAAAACAUGUAACAAAUUACGUUGAAAAAGAUGUUAUACUUUAUAA
Messenger RNA from Dufourea novaeangliae, 1657 nucleotides. RefSeq names its product malate dehydrogenase, cytoplasmic (gene Mdh1). Bases 334 to 1335 code for a protein of 333 amino acids. Lineage: Eukaryota; Metazoa; Arthropoda; Insecta; Hymenoptera; Halictidae. The transcript has 5 exons. The record is from RefSeq and is a predicted model, not a curated record. Gene Ontology annotation, cellular component: mitochondrion; cytosol. Gene Ontology annotation, molecular function: L-malate dehydrogenase (NAD+) activity. Gene Ontology annotation, biological process: tricarboxylic acid cycle; malate metabolic process; oxaloacetate metabolic process.